This is a messenger RNA of Erpetoichthys calabaricus (reedfish), 6115 nucleotides long. RefSeq names its product MAM and LDL receptor class A domain containing 1 (gene malrd1). The transcript has 37 exons. The record is from RefSeq and is a predicted model, not a curated record. Gene Ontology annotation, molecular function: protein binding. Gene Ontology annotation, cellular component: membrane. Lineage: Eukaryota; Metazoa; Chordata; Cladistia; Polypteriformes; Polypteridae. Bases 71 to 6043 code for a protein of 1990 amino acids.
ACUCGUGCUUGGAAGGUCGACGGCUUUUCUGGGGUCUUCGUGGGGGUCUUCAUCAGAUUCUUCUGGCCAGAUGCCUCACUCUCACGUGUCUCCCUCAGAUUGGCGCUGGCUUGUCCUCUGGCUCAUCUGUGUGGUGCCCGCUGCCAUUGGCAGACCCUGUGCAGAAGACGAGUUCACCUGUGCCACGGGCACCUGUCUUCCUGCCAGCCACGUCUGUGACUUUACUGAGCAGUGCGGCGAUGGAGGUGAUGAGCACCACUGCUUUGACUGGGACCGCUGUGACUUUGAAAGUGACUUCUGUGACCUGACACAGAGCGACAAUUCGCAGUUCGCCUGGGCCAGGAAAACGGGCGAGGAUGGCAUUGGGCCGAAGUGGGACCACCGGGACAGCCAGACAGCUCAUUUCUUAUCGAUGACUUAUAAGGGCGGCAAGCAGCCGUUGGCCACCUUGAGAAGUUCCUUUUUUCUUCCAACGGGUGUGAGGCAGAGGUGCCAGGUCACCUUUUACUACCACCUGCCACCACAAGAUGGAGCUCUGAGCGUCGGACUGCAGACUCACCAGGGGGGUCCUGUGCAGGAGGUCUGGAGGCAGACGGAAGCCCAGAAGGAACGAUGGACGAGGACAACGGUGACAAUCGAGAGCCGUGACAGAUUCCAGCUGCUCCUUCAAGGAAGAAGAUCCAAACUCCUGCCAUCAUCGGAGACCCCGGCCAUCGAUGACAUCUCCUUCAGUAACGGCUGUGUUCCCGAGGUCGCCGAUGCCUGUGACUUUGAGUCUGGCCAGUGUGGAUGGACCUCUACAGGCCUGGGGACACAAAUCCAAUGGCACCGCAGCAGAGCUGGCGACAGUCCACUUGGGGGCGCUGCACCUCUGAAUGAUCACAGUGUGAACUCCUCUGAAGGUCACUUCAUCUGGAUGGCCACCAACAGGAGCUCAGAGCCUGUGACCGCCAGCCUGGAGAGUGCCACCUACAGAGCUGGGGCGAAGUGUGCCCUGAGGUUUUACUACAGCAUGGCAGGAGACAACAGGCUGAGGGUCUGGGCACAGAUGCCACAGGGUCUGAAAAAGAGGCUGGCGACGCUGGCACCGACAGAUGGGCUCUGGGUUGGCGAGGAGCUGCCACUUCCACCCUGCUUAGCUCAAUUUCAGAUUCACUUUGAAGGAGUCCUUGGAGACCCCCUGGGAUUCCUGGCACUGGACACCAUUGAGAUCAUCAAUUGUGCUGAACGAGGAGAGCCAGCGUCCUGCCCGAAGGAGUUUGAUGCCAGCCAAGACGGACCAAAUGCCCCCAGCCCUACCAGAUCACCAGCUCUGUGCCCACCAGCCUUCUUCACCUGUCACACUGGAGAGUGCAUCCCUGGCAGUCAGGUCUGUGACUUCACUGAAGACUGUCCUGGGGGGGACGACGAAGAGCAGUGUGCUGCUGCCUGUGACUUUGAAGGGGGCUCCUGCGGGUGGUACGAGAACGCGCCAGGGGACGGCUUCGACUGGAUCUGGGGCUCCAGGGUGGCCCUCCAGCCCGACUACCAGGAUCAGGCUCCUCCGCAGGACCACAGCACGGACACGUCCAAGGGUCACUCCAUGUUUGUGGUGAAGACCACCAAGAGUCUGUCCCAGAAGGCAGAGCUGAGGAGUCCGAAGUUCAGGCAGUCGGCCUCGGGGUGCACCUUGUCCUUCUGGCACUACAACUACGGGCAGGCUGUUGGCGCGGCAGACAUGUACCUGCGGGUGGACGGCGUGAACAACAACACAGUGGUCUGGAGGACUCUGUACGACCAGGGGAGCCGCUGGCUGCGGGUGCUCAUCCAGCUGGGCCGUCUCACGCGCCCCUUCCACUUCUCCCUGACCAAGCUCAGUCUGGGGGUCUUUGAUGGCGUGUCCGCCCUCGACGACAUCCGCUUUGAGGACUGCGCCCUGCCGCCCCCUGUGCCCGUCUGCCAGGGGCAGCAACACUUCCACUGUAGGGACACCAAGGCCUGCAUUGACCGGCUGCUGGUGUGUGAUCUGACGGAUGACUGUGGUGACACGUCUGACGAAGACCACUGUGCCCAGGGUCUGCAGUGUGACUUCGAGGACGGUCUGUGCAACUGGACACAAGACGACGUGGACAACUUUGACUGGACACGAAUCCAAGGCCCGACCCCCACGGCCAAGACGGGCCCCUGGAAGGACCACAGCCUGGGCACGGUGCUGGGUCACUACCUGUACAUCGAGACGUCGGCCCCCCAGGCCUUCAGGGACACGGCGGUCCUGCUGAGCCCCAACUUCGGUCCGACCGCCCACCAGGCCUGCAUCUUCCGCUUCCACUACCACAUGUUUGGCCAGCACGUCUACAAACUGGCCGUCUACAAGAGGACCUCGAGGGAUGCCCAGGGGCUCCUGCUGUGGGCACAGUAUGGGGAGCAGGGCAACUUGUGGCUCAGGGAGACGCUGCACAUCCGCAGUUCACAGCCCUUCCAGGUCUUGGUGGAGGGGACUGUUGGUGACGAUUUAAAUGGUGACAUUGCCAUCGAUGACCUGUCCUUCAUGGACUGCCUUCUUUAUGAUGGUGACUUGCCAUCUGCUGGCCUGACCACACCUUGGGGUUCCUCCGGCCCCCCAACAGAAGCCCCCAACAACUGCUCACAUGAGCAGUUUGCCUGCCAGGAGACGGGACGCUGCAUCGACGCUGGCCGAAGAUGUGAUUUUCGAGGGGACUGCGCAGACGAGUCCGAUGAAGUCACCUGCGUGCAGCCCCUGUGCAACUUUGAAGGUGGCCUGAUGUGUGGCUGGCACCAGAAUACAUCGACAUCCUCGGAGGCAGAGCACCCAUUUCAGUGGUUCAUUGGCCAGGGUGCCAGCCUUCACCCCGGGGAGGAGAACCACAGGCCAGCCUGGGACCACAGCAGCGCCUCUCAUGAUGGCUUCUACGUGUACGCGGACAGCUCCAACGGGGCAUACGGUGCCAUCGCUGACCUGCUGACCCCAUUGAUCUCCAGGACGGGACCUCAGUGCACGCUGACGUUUUGGUAUCACAUGAAUGGCAUCACGGUGGGCACGCUGCAGGUGCUCAUCAUCUCUGGAGGGGUCACCCAGGACCUGUGGGCUCUGUCCGGGAGUCAGGGCAACAGCUGGAAGAAAGGCGAGGUCUUCCUGGGGACGCGUGACAAGUUUCAGAUCAUCCUGCGGGCAAAGCGUGGGAUCAGCUACAUUGGGGACGUGACGCUGGACGACGUGGCCUUUGAGGACUGCGCCCCGCUGCUGACCCCUGACCGGCAGUGCCACACGGAUGAGUUCACCUGUGCCAAUGACUUCUGUAUCUCCAAAGACAAUCUGUGUGACUUCAGUGACCACUGUGGCGAUGCAUCAGAUGAGGACCCCCGCAUCUGUGGUCACUUCUAUGGCCGCUGUGAUUUUGAGUUCGACCUUUGCUCCUGGCGUCAGUGGCAGGGCGAUGACUUCGACUGGCUCCUCCGAGUGGGCAGCACACCCACUCUUGGCACUGGACCAUCAGCAGACCACACGCUGCAGGACCCCUCAGGACACUACAUCUACGUGGAGAGCUCCUUCCCACAGACGGUGGGCAACGUGGCCAAGCUGUCGAGUCUGACCAUCAGCAGACUGAGCAGAGACUGUAAGCUCAUUUUCUAUGUCCACAUGGCUGGACGAAGCAUGGGCAGUCUCCUGGUGUACCAAGUGACCGUUUCCAAUCAACAGCGCCAACUUCUGAACCUGACAGGAGACCAGGGCAACUACUGGCAGAGGAGGCAGCUGGCCCUGCACGCUGACGAGGACUUCAUGGUGCUGAUCGAGGGCCAAGUGGGCAAAGGUGGCAAAGGGGACAUCUCUUUAGACGACAUCACCUUCACGGGAGAGUGCCUGCCGGCGGCAUCCGCCAGCUCACCCGCACCACCGACGUCAAGCCCACCACACGGACUUUGCCCAUCUGGAUACCUGCAGUGCCACGGUGGGGGGUGCUACACCCCCAGGCAGCGGUGCAACUUUGUGGAUGACUGCGUAGAUGGCACCGACGAGGAGGAAUGUGGCACCUCUUGUGACUUUGAACACGGCCGAUGUGGCUGGAAGAACUCGCUGGCCGACAACUUUGACUGGGUCAUCGGACUGGGGUCACUGCAGAGCCUUCGACCCCCUGUGGACCACACACUGGGGACCCAAAACGGACACUUCGCCUACCUUGAGGCCACCCCAGCUGGUCUCCGUGGUGACAAGGCCCACAUGAAGAGCUCCAGGUGGACGGAGUCGAGUGGCACCUGCAGGCUGACCUUCUGGUAUUUCAUGUCACCUAAGGCCACCGGCAUCAUCCGGCUUUAUGUGAAGACUGACCACGGCCUCUCUGAGGUAUGGAACAAGACGGGGAGCCCAGGGGACACCUGGGUGAAAGCCGAAGUGCCGCUGAGGAGGCUGAGGGACUUUGAGAUAAUCUUUGAAGGGGUCCGGUCCAAGGAUUUCGGUGGAGGGGCCGCAAUCGAUGACAUUCGCUUUGAAAGCUGCCAGCCUGGUGAUGAGGUGCCCGGCUUGUGCCUGCUGCUCACCGAUUUCAUGUGUGCCAACAAGCAGUGCAUUGACUCCCACCUCGUCUGUGACUACAAGGCGGACUGUGACGAUGGCUCGGAUGAAGUGGACUGUGGUGAUGUCCAUUCGGUGCCUGGCACCUGUGACUUCAAUGUGCCCGAGGGUGAGUCCUGGGAGUCAUCGUGCCACCUCCAUCAAGACGAAAAUGACGACUUUGACUGGACUAUCAGCAGUGGGGUGCUGGACACAGGGCAUGGCCCGGUGACCGAUCACGGUGGCAAAGGCCGAUUCAUUUACAUCAACUCUGUGGCCCAAAAGGAAGGCAGUGUUGCCAUCAUCUCCACGUGGGCACAGUUUCCAGCAAGUGUCGGCAUGUGCCACGUGCGCUUCUUCUACUACAUGCACGGCUCCAAGCAGAUACGCACGCUGAAGGUGUACACAGCCACAGACGCCGGCAUGAAUCUCCUCAUGUGGUCUACCAGUGGAAACCAGGGUGGCACCUGGAAGUAUGCCAACAUCAUUGUCUCCAACUACAAACCCUUCCGGGUGACCUUUGUGGCAGAGGUUGGUGUAGAUGGGGACACGGACAUCGCCCUUGAUGACAUCUCAUUUUCCAAGGAAUGCAUCACUCAAGGUGUGGUUACGUUGCCACCGCCAACCUGCAGCUUGGAAUCCUUCCAGUGCCAGCUUGUGCCACAGUGCAUAUCCUCCACGUGGCAGUGUGACGGCGAGGCAGACUGCGUGGAUGGGUCGGAUGAGUUCUGCCCCACCAAGAUGCCUGGCACACUGGGCCCCCAGGACAGGUGCCACAGCUCAGAGUUCCAGUGCAGAAGCGGGCAGUGUAUCCCGUCCCUGUUGCGGUGUGAUGGCGUUGCCGACUGCCAGGGCGCUGAAGAUGAAUUUGCAUGUCCUGUGAAGUUGUGUCUGAACGACUCGCUGCUCUGCGAGGACACGCAUGACUGCGUCCCACCCUCCCAGCGAUGUGACGGCACCGUGGACUGCGUCUCCUUCCAACCUGAUGAGUCGAGCUGCACAGAGUGCCCGACUGGAUACUGCAGAAACGGUGGCACCUGCGCCCUGGGAAGACGAGGCCCUUCAUGCCACUGCCCACCUAACUGGAGAGGAAACCGCUGCCAUCUUAAGAGGAAGACCAUCCCACCAUCAACCAGCGUGCCACUGUCUCCUCACAUGCAAACUGAUGUCUUUGCUGUCGUCAGUGCCGGGCUGACUCUCCUUGUGUUCGCUGCUGCUGGCGCUUCGCUGCUGUUCUGUAAGAAGAGGUUGGCGCCAGGGAAAGGGCCUGGCAUGGAAUGUGGUGCUGCCCAUGGACGUGGUGAAGCAGAGAUGCCGCGAAGUGGUGCCAUCCCUGCCAUUAACAUCAGCGUGUACCCCUGGCUGGAGCACCCGCAGGGUAACGAGAAGAUGAAGAAGGAGAAGAAGAAGGUCAGCCCUCCGCAGUCCUUUGCCAACCCACUGUACGAUGCCACAACUCUGACUGUGGGUCCUGUGGCCGGCUCCUCGGAAGCCUGACAUGGUUGGAGUGGCCUGGCACAGAUGCCAGUGUUGCGUCGUGGGGAGUCACUCUUAGCCAAUGACAAUGCA